GAACACGUAGUAGGUGCGCGAAAUAAGAUUGAGCAAAAAGCUUGUGAGUCCGCGGCGAGCGUCAAACACGCCUCGACCACGGGCCAGUGCGCGCGUUUGUAACACAACUUAUGUUAUUGUUUUUUUAUGAAAUAAAUCGAGGCAAAGGCGAGAUGUCACAAAAACUGGUGAUUACGUUGAUGUUGACGUGCGCGGCGCUAGAGGUCGCCACCAUGCCGGCGAGCGUACCUUCAGCGCAGACCACAAGGGAAGAAACGACAAACAAAUCUGAAGAUAAUAACGAAAUAUCUUUGUCGCACUCCGAAAAUACCACGAAUUCUGAUACUAAUAAAAUUCUUAAGCAAAUCGAAACUAUCAAUCAAGGUCUGAGCGAACCGGGUAAGCAAAAUGUAGUCUCGAGCAGACGAGCACAAACUGGAGCUGAAUACAUCAUUGAUGAAGGAACAUUUGAUAAAAUACAACAAAUCGUGGCAUCCAUCAAGGCUCGCCCGUUCUCGCAACAACAUCAACUUGACAAGUACAUAGAUAAUGUUGACGAUAUAAGCCAAAGUCUUGAAAGAUCAAAAGCAUUACGAUUUGAUUCAAAUUCCAUCAAUAAUGAUAUCUUGCCCGCGAUGCCUUUACCUUACAUCACUAGUAUGCCUGUUAUGGUUGUCCCCGCUACGACUGAUUUAAUUAAUACAAAGAGUGCAGUGAACUCAUUGCGACCGAACAUUUAUCAAACAAGACAAGAAUCACCAUCAUUCCCAUUUCAAUUUCAAUGGCCGCUCGCCUCAUUUUUUCCAAUAUUAGUUAAAGAUCCUCUCCUUGGAUUUUUGCACGGCGGAGGAUGGAACAAUUUUUUUGAAAUCGGACAAAGCGCCGACGUCUGUAGUCGACGACAGAAGUCACACGAAACAAAUUACAUCGAAAGUGACAUUUUUGGCGACAAUCUUGAAAACAGAUCAAAUGAUGAUCCUCCACUUGUAUCAAACAUAAAACGUCAUGCAAGGGUAACUCGUUCUCUUAAAAAACGAAAUAUUCCCACGCCGAGUCCCGUACAAAAUGCAGACAAUGGAAAGAAAUCGAAAAAAGUUUCUAUAAAGCCGCUCCUAACACGAACCAAAACAAAGAAGCCGCAAGUGGAGCAGGAGAAGGAAGUGGUUCAAAACGAUGGAGACUUGCGCUUUCCCUUCAGCGAUUUUACUUGGUUCGGUAACAAAAAACCUGUUGCUCCUAGCCCAGGUUUCUUUAUUAACAAAAUGAAAGUGAGAAGGGGCGGUGUAGCCAUUGCCGGGCCGGGUGGCGUGGCAACGGCAGGGCGAGGCGGCACCGCCAUCGUCGGCCCGGGCGGACUGGCCUACACGCAGCCCGGGGGCCUCGCCGUCGCUGGGCCCGCUGCACGCGUCAUCGCUUUAUCACCGUACACCGACCUAACAUCACUCGUAUCACGCCUUCAUCAACAAUCCCUAGAUGGAUCGAUGCCGAGAUCAUUUAACCCAUUGUCAGAAGGAAGACUUGUGGCUACCGGUCCUGUUAUUUAUUAUCAUCCGUAUGAGGAGAGAUGAUUUUAGUCUUUGUUAAU
Molecule: messenger RNA, 1564 nt
Organism: Papilio xuthus (Asian swallowtail)
Lineage: Eukaryota; Metazoa; Arthropoda; Insecta; Lepidoptera; Papilionidae
Exons: 3
Coding region: 111-1547 (478 amino acids)
Source: RefSeq, a predicted model, not a curated record